Messenger RNA from Cheilinus undulatus (humphead wrasse), 1006 nucleotides. RefSeq names its product mitochondrial translational initiation factor 3 (gene mtif3). Gene Ontology annotation, biological process: mitochondrial translational initiation; ribosome disassembly. The transcript is spliced from 4 exons. Lineage: Eukaryota; Metazoa; Chordata; Actinopteri; Labriformes; Labridae. Gene Ontology annotation, molecular function: ribosome binding; translation initiation factor activity. The record is from RefSeq and is a predicted model, not a curated record. Bases 116 to 973 code for a protein of 285 amino acids. Gene Ontology annotation, cellular component: mitochondrion.
UCCAUUCUCAUUCAAUAUAAAUAAUGAAGAAGAAGAACACGGAAGAAGCCACAGAAGUCACCCUGCAGCAAAGACAGACCAUGCAUGAAUAAACGACACUGAAUAACAGACAGCCAUGUCUGCAGGUUGUAUGAGGUGGGUGCUCAGCCGUACGGUGCGAGCUGUGUGUGCUCAAAGCCCUGUCUACAGGAUACCAGCAUAUAGACUGACCAUAUGCAGUGAAAAAUAUAACAUCCCUGCCUCCUCUUGGAGAUGUUCUCCAUUCUCCACUGAUGUAGACAACACAGAACAGACUCCUGCGCCGAAGAAAAAAAAGCAAAACCCGAGCGCAAAUGCCACAAUCUCCUCUGUUGGACGCAAGAUCCCUCAUCGAGAGAUACAGGUGAUAAGUGACACAGGGGAAAAUAUGGGCACCAUGCACCGGGCAGAUGUGAUCAGGAUAAUGGACCAGCAGGGGCUCAAACUAGUGCUGUUCAAUGAAAACAAAGAGCCUCCCAUCUACAGGCUGAUGAGCGGGAAACAGAUCCACGAAGAGCAGCUGAAACUGCGAGACAAACAGAAAGGAAAAGCAGCUCCUGUACAAGUAAAAGAGCUCACCUUUUCUUCUGGCAUGGCCACCCAUGACCUUAGCACAAAGCUGAGACAAGUGGAGAGUUUUCUGAAGAAGAAGCACCACGUUAGAAUCACGCUGCGGUCGGGACGAGGGCAUCCUGCAGGCGACAUGGAGACGUCUCUAGAACAGAUUAUCCAACAAAUAGAGAUGAUGGUCGGAUUUGUCUCAAAGCCAAAAGCCAUACGAGACGGUCAAGCGGCCAUGUGCAUCCUGCGACCGCCGUCAGCAAAGGAACUGGCUCAACAUGAGAAAAACAAAGCUGCAGCAUCGCAGUCUAACAAUGCAAGUUUAAAAGCUUCUCAGAACAAAAUCUCGCCUGUUAAUAACACUGACACAACAGAUGGAUCUAUGCAACAGUGAGAUGAUGGAAAUAAAAGAUUUUCAUAAAAACUG